GUGCAACCAAGAAACAAAGAAAGAAAUACGGCAACUUGGACCAUUAGGCAUCUCCCUUCCUCCGGCCAACCGAAAGCUCCGUACUAAUAAUUUUAAAAACAGAAAAGAAUCACUCCCAAAGCCAAAACUUUACUUUACAAAUGACAUAGUGAGUGAGUAAGAAGAGCUCAAGAAUCAUUGUUUUCAAGCCAAGUAUAUAUCUGUGAUGUCUCACCAAAUCCAUGAGGCCACCGGAAAGAUGACAAAGCUUUGCCGGAAAAUCGUGGACUUCAACUUCCGGUGGAGAUUAGUGGACAGAGUUUCGUAUCUCAAGGAUUUCUUUCGGCUCAUUUGGGAAAGACUGCUCAUUUGUUCCACCCAGAAGCCGGAGCGGUACCGGAGAAUAGCCGGCCGAGAAGGCGCUGCUCCAUUGCCGGAAUCCAUGGAGGUCGUGAUCGAAGAUGCCCCCACGACUGCUAUUCGCUGUGGGUAUGAAAGUGAAUCAGAUUUGGUGAGCUUGAAGAUCAGUAUAUUGGGUGAUUCCCAGAUUGGGAAAACAAGUUUUGUGACAAAGUAUGUAGGAGACGAUCAAGAAAUGAGGUGUCUUCAAAUGAAUGGAUUAAAUUUCAUGGACAAAACAUUAAUUGUCAGAGGGGCAAGGAUUGCUUUGAGAAUAUGGGAUGUUGGAGCAGGAGAGCAGCUUCCAAACGCCUGCAAUGAGGCAGUUGCUAUUCUCUUCAUGUUUGAUCUUACUAGUAGAUGCACACUUAAUAGUGUAAUAGGAUGGUACAGUGAAGCAAGAAAGUGGAAUCAGACUGCAAUUCCGAUACUCAUCGGCUCCAAGUUUGACGAUUUUGCCCGGCUUCCGCCCGACGUUCAGUCCUCAGUCAUCACUCAGGCAAGAGCAUAUGCUAAGGUGAUGAAGGCAACCUUAUUCUUCUCAAGCGCAACCCAUAACAUCAAUGUCAAUAAGAUCUUUAAGUUUAUAAUGGCCAGAGUCUUCAACCUUCCCUGGAACCUUGAGAGGAAUCUCACCAUUGGCGAACCCAUCAUUGACUUCUUAUAAUCUUGCAUAUUUUACUCAACAAGUCAACAACCCUAAUUGAGCUUUGGAUCUCCUCUUUUCGCCAGAAGAGUUUGAAUUCAGAUUCUCCCAUUUAGGCACCGAGUAGCACACUUCGUUUUCUCUGAUCAGAAGUGUAAUAACUCUUUGGAAUGGAUUCUGUUUAGACCUACACAAAAACGGGUCUGCCGGCCCACUCCGGCCAUAUAGUUCCCAAAGAUUCAGAAUUUCGGUAGUAUAAUACUAGUAGUUGUUCUGAAGGAGGUGUAUGAAAUUGAUUCCGAUGUAUUAAAUCUGACCAUAUAUGUAUGUCAUCAUCAUUGAAAAUAUAUAUCAAUAUGUGUAUAUAGAUAUUAAUUCGAGAAGUGUUUCCACUUCUUCACAUUAUGAGAGAGUAGAGUAACUAGGCCUGGGAUCGGUUCUUGUUAAAAUUCGAUGGAACCGUAUAAAAAUCGUAUGCGUUAAAUUCGGU
Molecule: messenger RNA, 1514 nt
Organism: Cuscuta epithymum
Lineage: Eukaryota; Viridiplantae; Streptophyta; Magnoliopsida; Solanales; Convolvulaceae
Source: the annotation of a GenBank genome assembly